AUGCUAUCGAGGCAUAGGAAAACGGUAACUGGGAAUCCUGUGUUAAAACGGAGGCCUACCAUCAAGCCAGUUAAGGCUCGAAGAAUUAUACGGCGGUUUCAUCUGUUGAUUAACAAGAGACGUAUUAUAUGUGCACAGCUAAAGCUCAAGCUAGUCGAAAACGGUGAAGAGUUGAAUGAGAAGUUGAUCAAAAAGAAGAUAAAGUCGCUUAAUAUGGAAAAAGACUACGAUGAGGGUUGGAACGCAUCUCAUCCGGAUUCGGUAAUAGAGAACUGUAUGCUCAAGGUGCAAGUUCUUCCCUCAAAUAAAGAUCUGGUCCGAAUUCUUGGAUAUAUAAUGAGUGAAAUUCUUCAAAAAGGCGGUCUUCAGAACUAUCAAUUAGCAAGCACCAUUGGACAAGAUAAAAACCGGGGCGGGGAUUCGUCGAAGGUACUGGUGGAUUGGUUCCGCAAAAUACGUGACCCGAAUCACCGUUACAGGGCUCUAGAGAUUGGAUCGUUGAGCGCCAAAAAUGCAAUUUCCAUUAGCGGUGUUUUCGAGCCUGUUGUGCGCAUCGAUCUAAACUCGAACGAUCCCGCCUAUAUAGAGCGCCAGGAUUUUAUGGAUAGACCUGAUCCUGCUAGUGAUGCUGAGCGGUUCGAUUUAAUAUCGUGUUCCUUGGUUUUAAACUUCGUACCCACGCCGCAACUUCGAGGUGCCAUGCUCAGUCGAUUUCAAAAUUUUUUGCGAAUGGACGUAAAGUCUACUUAUGUGUUCCUAGUAUUGCCACUACCAUGUGUUUCAAACUCACGCUACAUGAGUGAGUCUCGCCUGUGUGAUAUAAUGUCGUUCCUGGGCUAUGAAAAGACUCACAAGCACGAAUCUUACAAAAUCAUUUAUUUAUUGUUUGAACGCAAUACUGAAAACACUUCAGUAAAGCUGUCUAAUGAUGCCAUUGAACCUGGUACAGCAGGCGCGCUGUCCAAAAAGCAGAUUGUCAGGGACAAGCCUGGCAUGAACAACUUCAGCGUACUACUGUGA
This is a messenger RNA of Lachancea nothofagi CBS 11611, 1020 nucleotides long. The record is from the annotation of a GenBank genome assembly. NCBI's taxonomy places the organism in Eukaryota, Fungi, Ascomycota, Saccharomycetes, Saccharomycetales, Saccharomycetaceae.